CUUUGAUUGUUAAACAUGUACACAAUUCAGAUUCGCAACCACAAGAAUACAAAGUUAACUUCUACGAAUGUGCUCCUACUCGCAUUAGCAAUGAUUUUCCANUUUUCGUAGUGGAAUCUACAGGAUCUAAGCCCAGUGAAGAUGUACUGAAUACAACAACGCAACAAGUUUCAGUAAGCAUACACAGCAGUAGUCAGAGUUCCCAAAAUUCUUUUAAAGGGAAAGUUAAGAAAGAACGUGUUUCUGAUAGUGAUUUAAAUCAACCGCAUUCCAGACGAAAACGUUUGGUGUGGAUAACAGAUGAUGGUCGACUUGCGCUGCCACCAGGUACAUCACUUACAUUUACACCGACGAUAGCAAUGCCUUUGGUUCGGCAUCCACCGGAGGGUUUCUUUUCAAAUGUAUCCAUUAGCUUUCCAUUGACAAUUGAUUUUGAUAAGCUGGGAUUAACAGACGAGUCAAACCCGCUGGGUGAUUUACCACCCAUAUUGACCAGACAGUUCAGUCGGUCAACAGGACAUUUGCUAGGAGAUUUUGUGGCUCGGUACCUUCACUACAAAAGUAAGCGUGACUUAGCUGCUCAGAAUAAACCGUUGGUCAAGAAAUCUCCGUACUUUCAAAUAAAAGAAGAGGCCCAGGAGGCAGAAAACUUGGAGCUGCCCCGACUUCCAGAACGUUUUAAGCACGUGUUUCACGGCGGGGAGAGAGUUUUACUCUAUGGAGCGUUAGAAGAUUUAUUGGGCACAUUCGGUAUUAAUGGCAAGGCAUGCUUACUACGUACCAUAUGUGAAGUGCACUCCCAGAGAAUUGAACAUUAUGGCGUGUUCGGUGAAAUAGCGAAACUUUUUUUAACCGCUACUAGCUCACCCUUCGCUGAUCUUAUACCUGAAUAUGUGCGUGCUCAAGAGAUAGGAGAAGGACACAAAGCGCCUGGUGAAUGUUUUCCAUAUUAUAAGGAGUGCUCAAAGAGUAUUUUUAGAACCGCACACAAGAACAUAUAUAGAGAAUCACGUUCAGGCGAUAAAUCAGACGAAAAUGAUGUUUUAAACCAAAACCUGCCCGACAAAAUGCAUGCGUUCAUCUCUGUUAAAUCGACCGAUAAUCUUCAUGAAACCAAGCAAACAUUCAGCAUGUGAAGCCGGAGUAAGACAUAAAAUCAAUGAUUGAAGGGAAUUCAUGUAAAUAUCGUGUUUAUUAUUACAAAAUGUACUAAGGCUGUGUGCGAGUACGUCUAAAUUGCUACCUAAAUAGAGAAAAAUCCUAAAUCACUGGAAAGUGUCGGUAAUAUGGUGAAUAGGAAAAAUUUAGAUUUUUUUCCGAGCAUACUUUUCAACCUAAAUUGAACUGUGAAAUAUAAAAGGGCGCGCGAUUAAUCUAACAAUUAUUUUUUUAGAAGUUUUAAGUAAUUUUUAUCUUUUCUAUGGUACAAAAAAGAAAAAUUCAGAA
Rhagoletis zephyria (snowberry fruit fly) is the source of this 1446-nucleotide messenger RNA. RefSeq lists its product as uncharacterized. The record is from RefSeq and is a predicted model, not a curated record. NCBI's taxonomy places the organism in Eukaryota, Metazoa, Arthropoda, Insecta, Diptera, Tephritidae.